Messenger RNA from Mangifera indica (mango), 3733 nucleotides. Its product is annotated as methylmalonate-semialdehyde dehydrogenase [acylating], mitochondrial-like. The transcript is spliced from 21 exons. The coding region runs from base 351 to 3470 and encodes 1039 amino acids. The record is from RefSeq and is a predicted model, not a curated record. NCBI's taxonomy places the organism in Eukaryota, Viridiplantae, Streptophyta, Magnoliopsida, Sapindales, Anacardiaceae. Gene Ontology annotation, molecular function: methylmalonate-semialdehyde dehydrogenase (acylating, NAD+) activity; malonate-semialdehyde dehydrogenase (acetylating, [NAD(P)+]) activity. Gene Ontology annotation, cellular component: mitochondrion. Gene Ontology annotation, biological process: thymine catabolic process; L-valine catabolic process.
GGCUGUAAUAAACUGCGCGCACGCACACACGCAAUUGAAGUGCGUGGUCUGAAAGUGAAAGUAGAAGUGGAGAAGAGAGAGUGAGGCGUCCCCGUAAAUAAAAAACGAGUGGUUGUCCCGAUCCUUUCCUUUCAUGUCCCAAAACUUCAAAUUUCCCUCACUUUCUUAAUUUGCCCAUUUUUAUAAAAGGCAACUCUUUUACUCUGCAAUUCUAUCUUCUUUUUUUCUUUAAAUUCAAUAAUUUUACCAUGAACAAUGCCAUUAAUGUAGUUUCAUCCUUUUUGGUUAUGAAAGCCUGAAAAUCAGGGUUGCAAUUGUUGUUCUCACUUUACUGUGAUUUCUGAUCAGUAAUGGGAACUCAAAUUCAGACAGAGCUUACAGGACAGCAAAAGAUGCUUCCUCCUCCACUUGGAACUUUUCAAGAUCGAGAAGAUCUCAUCAAGCAUGCUCGUGCCUUUGGUGCUAAUCAAGGAUAUGUAGUGACCAUUAAAAAGUCUAGAAAGGAUAGGAGGGUCAUUCUUGGAUGUGACAGAGGAGGUGUAUAUCGUAAUAGGCGUAAAAUUGAUGAAAGUAAACGCAAAAGGAAAGCAUGCUCUCGGCUUAUAAACUGCCCUUUUGAAGCUAUAGGUAGAAAGGAAGAUGAUGUAUGGGUGCUUACCAUUAAAAAUGGAGAACACAACCAUGAUCCAUUAAAAGAUAUGUCUGAACAUCCUUAUAGUCGUCGUUUUUCUGAGGAAGAGGUGAAGCAAAUCAAAGUAAUGACUGAAGCUGGUAUAAAACCACGUGAAGUGCUUAAGGCUCUCAAGCAAAGCAAUCCAGAGCUGCAGUCAACACCAAGACAUUUGUACAACCUGAAAGCUAAAAUUCGUCAAGGAAAUUUAUCAGAUAAUAGUUUCAAGUCCUGGAGACCUAAUAGAUCUGCUCUUGUAAACACAAGCACUACUUCCUCAGUGGAGACAUUAAAGCAAAACCAAAAUCAGGUUCCUAAUUUUAUUGGAGGGAAAUCCAUGUAUUCGCAAGGAUGUGCAACCAUGGAUGUAAUAAAUCCUGCAACUCAAGAGGUUGUUUGUCAAGUUCCUUUUACUACAUAUGAGGAGUUUAAAGAUGCAGUAAAUGUAGCUAAGAAGGCUUUUCCUUCGUGGAAAAACACACCUGUUACUACUCGUCAACACAUCAUGUUCAAGUUCCAAGAGCUCAUCAUCAGAGAUAUUGACAAGCUUGCCAUGAAUAUUACCAUAGAGCAGGGCAAGACUUUGAAGAGUGCCCGUGCAGAUGUGUUAUGUGGUUUAGAAGUGGUUGAACAUGCUUGUGCAAUGACAACUCUUCAAAUGGGAGAGUUUGUUCCUAAUGCAUCUGAUGGCAUUGACACAUACUGCAUUAGAGAGCCUCUUGGUGUUUGUGCUGGGAUAUGUCCCUUCAACUUUUCAGCAAUGAUUCCCUUGUGGAUGUUUCCUGUUGCAAUUACAUGUGGCAAUACGUUUGUUCUUAAGCCUUCCGAAAAGAAUCCAGGUGCUUCAAUGAUGCUUGUGGCGUUAGCAAUGGAGGCAGGUUUGCCUGAUGGUGUCUUGAAUGUUGUUCAUGGCACAAAUGAUAUUGUCAAUUAUAUAUGUGAAGAUGAUGAUAUAAAAGCUUUAUCCUUUGUUGGAUCAAGCACAUUUGGCUCACAAUUAUAUGCCAGAGCAGCUGCUAGGGGGAAACGUGUACAGUCCAAUGUAGGAGGCAAAAAUUAUGCAAUCAUCAUCCCUGAUGCAAACAUGCAUGCUACUUUGAAUGCUUUGGUUGCUUCUGGCUUUGGUGCUUCAGGACAGAGAUGUAUGGGUCUCACUACAGCUAUUUUUGUUGCAGGAUCAAUGCUAUGGGAAGAUAAACUUGUGGAGCUUGGCAAAGCACUUAGAGUGAAUAAUGGAACAGAUCCAACUGCCGACCUUGGUCCAGUUAUUAGCAAAGAGGUAAAGAAUCGUAUAUGCAGAUUAGUUCAGAGUGCUGUUGACAAUGGUGCUAGACUUCUUCUUGAUGGGAGAAAUAUUGUGGUUCCAGGAUAUGAGAAUGGAAAUUUCGUUGGUCCGACCAUCUUACAUGAUGUUACACCCAACAUGGAGUGUUACAAGGAAGAAAUAUUUGGGCCAGUUCUACUUUGUAUGCAGGUUGAAACUCUAGAAGAUGCCAUAGCCAUAGUAAACAGAAACAGGUUUGUGAAUGGAACAUCAAUAUUCACAGCAUCUGGCUUUACUGCAAGGAAAUUCCAGAAUGAAAUUGAAGCUGGGUUGGUUGGAAUCAAUGUUCCUGUUCCUUUUCCAGCGCCUUUCACUAAUGAACAAAAAACAUCUUUUGCCGGUGACUUCAAUUUUUCUGGAAAGGCAGGUGUGCAGUUUUACACCCAGAUCAAAAUGGUGGCCCAACAAUGGAGCGAUUUUACAAGAAUGGGGGUGCCUUCGCUCUCUGAUACAGAUAUAAGAAGCCAAGGUGUUUCUUCACUGUUGCAUCCAUCAUCUGAGAGAGGCUCUCCUAACCAAAGGGAGUCAUCAUCUAUGUCCGUAUCAUCGGAUAGAGAUUCACCAACCCCUGAAAUGCUGCCGCCCAUCCCUAUGGCAAUGGAGAGGGAUUUACCUGACCCUGGAGUUUCAUCUCUAUCUCCCACAGCUAAUGUGGAUUUGCCAAACCAGGGAGAAUCCUUGCUAUUGUCUUCAGCUGAUAUGGAAUUGUCAAAUCAGGGAACAUCACUGGCUCGGCCUCCUGCAACAGAGAGGGAUUUGUCAAGCCAAAGAGUGUCAGUGUCUGCGCCACUACAAUCGUCUCAGAGGAUUUAUAUGCCCCAAACAUCUCACUGGAGUGAAUCUCCAGCCUUGACAUCUAAAACUUCAGAUGCUGUUCCUCCACCCUCUGAGAGGAUAUAUGUGCCUACAACUCAGAGAAACAGCAACACAGCACCAACAUCUUGUGAUGGGGCAUAUGUCUUUACAUCUCAUAAAAAUGGCAAUAUGGGAUCGAUACCAUGCAGGAAUAACAGUAUAGCUCCAACUCCUCAUCGGACUGCUGUGACCUUAAGUCAAACUUCAGAGGGGAUAUACAUGCUGUCAACUUCUCACUUAAAUAACAAUGAGGGUCAAUCAUUUCAAAGAUCUGAUACUACCUUGUUCCCCACCACUGAGAGGAUAUGCAUACCUUGUACAUCUCACAGAAAUGACCAUAUAGGAUCUACAUCCCGGAUAGCUGGCAUAAAUUUACAUUCGAAUUCAGAGAGGUUAUACAUGUCUGGACCAACUCCAAGGAAUGACAUGGCACCUGCUACACAACAACUUGACGUAAUCCCUGCAGUUUCCGAGAGGAUGUAUCCUUCUUCAAUUGUUCAGAGAAAUACCAGUAUGUCACCAACAUCUGAGAGGUUAUAUGUGCCUGCAACUUCGUCAUCACAGAGGAUGUAUACUCAAAACCAAAUACUUUCAGUGGAUGAUUUUCCCAGCCAAGGAUAGUCAAUGACUUUGCCUACAUCUCAGAAGUUAUAAGAUAAGCAUCACUUAAAGAAAAUAAUAUGAAAAGGUGAAACAUAGGUUUUUACAUUUAUAAUCUAGUUUUUGGUUUCUUCUAAUCUUUGUUAGCUUGAUAUCAACGAGCUUAAAACGGUCCUAAGCAGAUUCCUGCUUGAGUUAAAGGAUCUUUCCAUUUUAAAAAUACUGGAAAAUCUAGAGGCAUUAAUGUGACAUGGUAAAGAAAAAAACUUUUUGUUUCUUGAGAA